AGAAUGCAAAAUCACCCAUCGCUUUGUGCGUGUGUGUGUGCGUGUGUUGUGAGUGUUGUCAUCGCAGCUUCAUAAACUGUUUUGUCAGGCAAAGAUCUUUGGAAACUCUGCUUGGCUGUGGGGGAAAACAACCAAAUCUAUUCGACGAUUUAAGCCGUAAUCUCUCACCAAUCGUCAAGAUGACUGUGGCUGACGCGUCCCGUGAGAAAGCGCUGGAGGAUUACCGGAAGAAACUGCUAGAGCACAAAGAGGUCGAAUCUCGGCUGAAGGAAGUUCGAGAAACGCUGAAGGAGCUCACGAAACAGUUCGACAAAUCGGAAAACGAUUUGAAGGCUUUGCAAAGCGUUGGCCAGAUUGUCGGCGAAGUGCUGAAGCAGCUGACGGAGGAUAAAUUCAUCGUAAAGGCAACCAACGGCCCAAGAUACGUGGUGGGAUGUCGUCGCCAGCUGGACAAAACCAAGCUCAAAUCCGGCACGCGGGUAGCACUGGACAUGACCACACUGACGAUUAUGCGUUACCUGCCGCGAGAGGUCGAUCCGCUGGUGUACAACAUGUCGCAUGAAGAUCCGGGCGAGGUUACCUAUUCGGCCAUCGGCGGUCUGUCGGAGCAAAUUCGCGAGCUGCGCGAAGUCAUUGAGCUGCCGCUGCUGAAUCCGGAACUGUUCCUGCGCGUCGGUAUUACGCCCCCGAAGGGCUGUCUGCUGUACGGACCGCCCGGCACCGGUAAAACCCUGCUGGCCCGUGCCGUCGCUUCCCAGCUCGACGCCAACUUCCUGAAGGUCGUGUCGUCGGCCAUCGUCGACAAGUACAUCGGUGAGUCGGCCCGUCUCAUCCGCGAGAUGUUCAACUACGCCCGCGAUCACCAGCCGUGCAUUAUCUUCAUGGACGAAAUCGACGCCAUCGGUGGGCGCCGUUUCUCCGAGGGUACGUCCGCCGAUCGUGAGAUCCAGCGUACGCUCAUGGAGCUGCUCAACCAGAUGGACGGGUUCGAUUCGCUCGGACAGGUGAAAAUGAUCAUGGCCACCAACCGUCCCGACACGCUCGAUCCGGCCCUGCUGCGUCCGGGUCGUUUGGAUAGGAAGAUCGAAAUUCCGCUGCCGAACGAGCAGGCGCGGCUGGAGAUUUUGAAAAUUCACGCCGCCCCGAUCGCCAAACACGGUGACAUCGAUUACGAGGCGGUGGUCAAACUGUCGGACAACUUUAACGGUGCCGAUCUGCGCAACGUCUGUACCGAGGCCGGACUGUUUGCAAUCCGUGCGGAGCGCGAGUACGUCAUACAGGAAGAUUUUAUGAAAGCCGUCCGCAAGGUGGCCGACAACAAGCGACUGGAAAGCAAGCUGGACUACAAACCAGUAUAAUUCUUUCGUAAUCCCCCGUUAGACUAACGAACACGCUGAUGGAGCUCUCCUUCGGUUCGUUACUUCUAACGUUAGCGUUUUCGUAUCAUUAAAACAUUUAAGUCAUGUAAUAAAAAUCCGCUAAAAACUUA
Anopheles merus is the source of this 1489-nucleotide messenger RNA. It is a transcript of the gene Rpt4, whose product is annotated as 26S proteasome regulatory subunit 10B. The transcript is spliced from 3 exons. NCBI's taxonomy places the organism in Eukaryota, Metazoa, Arthropoda, Insecta, Diptera, Culicidae. Gene Ontology annotation, molecular function: proteasome-activating activity; ATP hydrolysis activity; ATP binding. Bases 180 to 1358 code for a protein of 392 amino acids. Gene Ontology annotation, biological process: positive regulation of RNA polymerase II transcription preinitiation complex assembly. The record is from RefSeq and is a predicted model, not a curated record. Gene Ontology annotation, cellular component: proteasome regulatory particle, base subcomplex; cytosolic proteasome complex.